AUGGCCGACACCCGGAUUCCUAUCCUCACCGUCUCCCUAGCCCGCCACCUGGCCGGUCACGACAUCCAGCAUGUCCUCGACAAAGCGUGGCUGGAUCCAGCCGUCCCGGCUACCACCCGCGACCGAUUCGAAAACCAAGGCUUCAACCUCGACAUCGUGGACCCCGAGAAGAACUUGGCCAGCCUGCGACAGACCCUGAAAGACCGAGAAUGGGCCGGCAUCAUCCUCGGCUGGUGCGUCAGAGGACACGCCGAAUUCACCGAGUUCUUCGAGAGCGUCACGGCCGUCUGCGUCGACCAUAUCACCGAGACUUCAGCGCCUGCUGCUGCUAAUAGGACCAAACUCAUCUUCUGCAGUGGGCCAGACGAUCUGGUCAACGCCUCGCUUCGGAACUUUCCGAUGCCGCCGUCGACAAACCACUAGUCGUUAUGGACUGCGGGGAAGUGGGCAUCAGUAACAAAGGGUCUCCGCGUCCACCGCGCGCGCGCACGUCACGGGGGUAAUUAGCUGCCGGGCGGGGUUGACACGCAGGCGGAGGUGGGUGAUGCGGGACAAGCUCACGACCUACCAUGUUGGGGUUGCCGGGACAUUCACGGGCAUACGGGCCAGUGGGGAGGCAGGUCAGGACAAGCGAUGUGCGGAGGAUGCACGCCAAUAUAGGCACGAGAAUGGAUCUGUGUCUAUCAACCCCUACUUGACAAAGUAGAGCUCACGUCCCUUCUUGGCACGCAUCAUAGCCCCAAUCAGAGAUCCUUUACACGCCAAGC
Molecule: messenger RNA, 767 nt
Organism: Microdochium trichocladiopsis
Lineage: Eukaryota; Fungi; Ascomycota; Sordariomycetes; Xylariales; Microdochiaceae
Exons: 2
Coding region: 1-423 (140 amino acids)
Source: RefSeq, a predicted model, not a curated record